This is a messenger RNA of Exophiala oligosperma, 3063 nucleotides long. RefSeq lists its product as uncharacterized. Gene Ontology annotation, biological process: positive regulation of transcription by RNA polymerase II. Gene Ontology annotation, cellular component: nucleus. The transcript is spliced from 4 exons. Lineage: Eukaryota; Fungi; Ascomycota; Eurotiomycetes; Chaetothyriales; Herpotrichiellaceae. Bases 282 to 2750 code for a protein of 822 amino acids. Gene Ontology annotation, molecular function: zinc ion binding; DNA-binding transcription factor activity, RNA polymerase II-specific; transcription cis-regulatory region binding. The record is from RefSeq and is a predicted model, not a curated record.
ACCGCCACCACGCGUACCGACUACCACUGUUUGUCUCCUCUCAUCCUUCUUACUCCGCCCUUGUCAGGUCCUAUCAUCUGUGAUUGAUUUCAAUUUCAUAAUCGCCCCCCGUUGUUCCAGCCUUGAAGGGUUGUUUUUGUCUGGUUUCCGGGAUUCUUUCAGAAGUCUGUCCGAUUUUCCUCUUCGGGGAACUUUUGUUGUUUGAUACUCUUGGGACCCCAACUCGCUCGCUCCUUGAUUCCGUUAAAGACCCUCUCGAAACUCGCGAAACUGCCCCUCGUAUGGAAGCCAACGCUCCGGAUGCUGUAGCUGUGUCCGAAAGGGCCUGUCAUUCCUGCAGACAGCGUCGGGUCAAGUGCGACAAAAGAAUCCCUGGCUGUCUACGAUGCGAAAAGCUAGGUAGACCGUGUACUGGCUAUGACACCGAACGCAAGUUCCUCGAUGAAGGUGUCAAGGUCCGAAGGAAGUAUGACGGAAAUUUCCAAACGCUGCCGGACCACUCUAGAAGACCCGUCACUUCUCCGCCCACAAAUACUGUAGCCCCGAGUACACGACAGGAACAACCUCCGAGGAAUAGUCCAUCUCAGUACCAGGGACUUCCUGUCCAGAGCCAUACCAAAACCAUCCCGGAUGCCAUUUCACCACCAACCUCAUCCCCUCUCACGUUACCGGGCAUAGCGUCUCUGAGUCCAAGACCAUCGGUACCAGACAUCCAAUACCCUCUUUUCGGCGUCAACCAGCCAAACAGUCCCGGGUACAAUAUAUUCCAGGGCCAACAACCUCAACCUUUCUUUUCGUCUUCAAUCUCCCAACCAUCAGCCAAUAUACCUUCUCAUGUCCAAUUUGCCGCCCAGCAUACCCCGCAUCAGCCCGACCAAUUCCAGUACGGUCUGGAACAAGGGACGGCCAAGCUCUUGCGCGGCAAGCCACAGUAUGCGCCAUCAGAGACCGACACGUAUGUCAGCGAGGACUACUUCGAUCUAGACAUUGACGCGUAUUACGCCAACGGCAACAAUGCUUGUGGGUUUAUCCCCGGGCUGCCGGUGAUCCUAACUGAUACCAACGAACCCGAAACCGACGAAGACCUUCUCACCAAUGAUUAUGCUUCUCUCAGCGGCAGGUCGUCAGUAUAUGAUAGUUCGGAAGGGGGUAGAAAGCGACCCGAGUAUAGCCAGAAGUACCUACAUGAGCGUACAACAGAGCUAGCUGCCCUCACUCGACAUUUUGUCCAGGUGGUAUCUCCUUCUAUGGACUUGUUCGAUCUUGACACCUAUUUCAGUCGAAUAGUCCCGUUGAAGGCAGUUCAAAAUGUGAUGUUGAGAUCGGCCAUGGCGGCUGUGGCCGCAAAUCAGAUUGGCCAACUGUUGGCCAAAGGUGUCACCAAAACGGACCUACAACAUCUGGUGCCAUUGUUGGGUGAGAAUGGAGGUUUGCAAGACACUGAUUGGUUUUACAAGGCUGCAAAUUAUUACGACAGAGGAAUUUCAUAUCUAAGGAUUUUCUUGCAGCGGUGGUUGAGCGAUACCAGCAACGAGAUUACGGGAUUCACGUCGAAAUAUGCUUCUAGGAGAUUUUCUGAUGAGGGUAGCAAAGAGUCGUCAACUGUCAGCGCGCCAAACAAGAGACGGCGCAUAAGUGAACAGUCAUCGGCCGGAGCAGACAUGGAAGCCCUUGUCGCUGCCAUUUCAGUCUUCUCCUUAUACGAGUCGUUGGACAAUCCGACUAAGGACUGGUCACAGCAUCUCGACGGGUUCAAAGCUCUUCUAGACACCAAAAUUCUUCCCCAAGCUGUCACUACUCCAGGCCCCAAAGCUUCUCCAUUCAUCUCCAUGAAAGCCAGCCGAGCAGCCUUUUGGAACUUUGCUCGUGCUGAUUACCUAGCGGCUUAUAUCAACAGAUCCAAAACGCGACUCGACCCGGACAACUUGUUGAUGUGGAAGGCUUUAGGCUUACCAAUGACUGACGAUGGCACCCUCGUUUACAAUGAUCCGUCUACCCCACCGAAUUCCAUCGUUGCAUAUCAACCACGGGAUAGGGAAGACAUGGUGUCAUGCGCCUUGAUUUGGAUUGUUCUCCGAGUCAUGAACUUUCUCGCGCCACAAGACGAUAACAGCCCAGACAAUUCAGCAGGCACUCCGAAUGUCUUUGACAGUCCUGGCACACUAGGAUUUCGAACGCCCUCCGAAAGCGGAGGAUUGACGUCGGUUCAAGGGCGAAUUGCGCGGUGGAAACAAUUGCGUCGGCAACUCGAAGACUGGUACGACAACCUACCGUUCACCUUUCAGCCAUAUGCGAUGAUGGGAGCCGCGUCACAACACCCUUACGACCAACCUCGGGAAACGAGACCACGAUUUACGAGGAUUUUCUUCAGCGUUCCCAUGUGUGCGGCGGCAUUGCAGCUGUAUCAUUUUGCACAGAUACUGCUGCUGCUCAAGCAACCGGUGGAUGAGAGUGCACCGGGCUUCAUGGCGAACCGGAUACGAAUGUUUAGAAAAGUGUCGGAAGAGUCAGAACACCACAGCCGACAGAUCUGUGGUAUCGCUUUGGGGAAGCCGCCUCCGGCCGUGAGUCGGCAGAUGGUCCACUCGUUGCACCUAGCUGGACUGUGCUUCGAGGAGAGAGAGGACAGGUUGGUGGUGUUGGAACUUCUUGGUAAUAUCGAGAAGGAAACUGGAGCUUCAACUUCGCAAAGAGCUAGGGAAUUGAGAGAGGCGUGGGGCUGGGGACCUGAGGUUAGGGAGGUUGUUUGAGUCAAACUUUGGCGAAAUAAUCAUUUGAUGAAGCUGGCCUGGUAUGGGAUGACUCAUGAUUUUCGUGCUACUCUAAAAUGGACAGUGAACAGUGGACAAUGGACAAAGGAAAUUGUGGAUAUACAAUAUGAUGGCACGACGAUUCCGACAAAAAGUUGACUUGACGAUAUGAUUCUUGACGGGUCAAGAUCAGGAAUAUUGUUGUACCUAGCGUUUUGUGGAACAAGGGAUUUGAUGAUGGCUUUUACAACAUCCAUCGCUAUGAAGCUUGAAAUGAGAUUGUAUUUUCAACCGCGUCCUCUUUCCCUCCUCA